Messenger RNA from Ctenocephalides felis (cat flea), 2550 nucleotides. RefSeq lists its product as uncharacterized. Bases 94 to 2550 code for a protein of 818 amino acids. NCBI's taxonomy places the organism in Eukaryota, Metazoa, Arthropoda, Insecta, Siphonaptera, Pulicidae. The record is from RefSeq and is a predicted model, not a curated record. Gene Ontology annotation, biological process: DNA damage checkpoint signaling; DNA repair. The transcript is spliced from 5 exons.
UGUAGUCCUAGAACUUAUUGCAAAAUGAAUUAAUAAAUUUGCUUCGAAAUAUCCUUUAUCAAUUAAUCACCUGGCAAAUAUCUGGCUUUAAAAAUGUCAAAACGAUACUCUUCAUUCGAUUCUUCUUCAUCAAGCAAAAAACCUAAAUUAUGUGUUUUAAUAAAUGCGCAAUCAAACGGUAAUUAUAUUCCUAGAAACAAUAAUGUUAACAAUCACGAGAAACUUGAGAACAAUGCGAAACCUGCUACUUCAAAUAAUCUAGAGGAUGUAUGGGGAGAUGAUUUAGAUGCCGAUGCCGUAGAUGACAUAAUGUCUGUUGCUACACAGUUAACCCAACAAGUAUGCACUCAAGAAAACAACCCUUUUAAGGUAUCCGAUGUAAGUGUUUCUUCUCUACCUACAUUCACAGAGUUCAGACAACCACAAAUGAGUAGUACUCAAAUAACUCAGUGUCAGAUUAACAGACAAAAAGAAAAAGUUCGGACAUAUGAUGCCAAAAAAAAUAUUCCUAUUUAUUGUAUGCCAUCUUCUAAAAGUAAUAAUACUAAUUUAAAUACUUUUAAUACUGGAGAUAGAAGAGAUAUAAAUUUAGUUGAACACCGGUUGAAAAGCAGAGCCGAAGAUAUUAAAGCACGACUCCAUGAUGUUAAUCAAAGUCAUAACACACACCAAUUUGAAGAUAUUGUACUGGAGUAUGAAAGAUUGAAGGUUGAGCAUGGAAAGGCUAUUGAUAGAUGUUUGACAAAGGAAGGGGAGGUAACAUUCUUAAGAUCUCAAUUAGCUUCAUCCAAAGCAACUGCAGAAUCUCUUAGGGUAGAAAAAUUACAAUUAAAUGAGAAAACUAGGCUAGAAUUAGAAAAAAAACUUGCCGAGGCUAAUAAACGAAUUGAUGACCUUGUGGCCCAACUACAAUUUAAGGAUUUAGAGAUAGCCAAUGCCAAGGAUAGGACAAGACUAUUGGAAUCCAAAAAAAUCAAAUUAGCUGAGCCUCAAUCGCAAAGGUUAUCUGAUGUAUCAAAUUUAUAUUCACCAAAAUCCCGCACGAUUAGAAUAGAAAAAAAGCCUACAGAAACAACAGCUAUUCAGACAUCAACUAAUUUUAAAAUUACGUCAACAAAUGAUUGUUACCAAAGUUUUCCUUUGUUAAAUGCUUUUCCAAAAGAAUUUUUUGAGGAGUUAGAAAACGGAUUUCUAGCAAAGGACAUCACUAAAUACUCAGGUCAUAAACAUCACGAUUGUUUGAGUGUCAAAUCACUACUUUCUGAUGUAUAUAUGCUAUCCAAAUUAUCUGAUAAUGCACUGAAAAACCAAAAUAUAAACAGCAGUCUUUUCAAAAUUAUAAGCAUCACUAGAGCAUUGGCCAUAAAAGUAUCCUCAUCAUUAACCGAACCAAAUGACCAACUUCAAAAAAGGCUUUGUAAAACAAUUAAAGACAAAGUUGCACAAGAUAAUAAUAAUAUUUUCCAAUCGAAACCAUGGAAGAAUGAAGUUUUUGUCGAAUUGAGAAAAUGUUUGGCCAUAUCUUCAUUACUUGUGUUACAUUGCCCAUAUAUUCGUAAAUUUGUAAUGGAUACCAAUUAUGACAAUUGCAUAGACUACAAGUUAAAUGAAUGGUUUGUGGAGCACAAUAGUUGUUUAUAUUUACAUCACAAAGAUGAUAGAAAUUUAUUGACUUUAUUAUUGUUCAUACUUGAAAAUUUGCCAGAGCUUAAUUUAGGUUUAACUCAUGAGGCGCUAUUAAUUAGCAUAACAGAGUUUAUUAUCAGCUGUUUUAAAACAUUGCCACAAUGCAAAAAUAUUUUGGAAAAGAUUCUGAGGACAUUGGUAUUUGCUAUACCACCUUCAAGGGUAAUACAUAGAUUAGCAGAAUUAUUAGAGUUUAUGUCAAUAGAUAACACAUAUCGCGAAAUAUUAUGUGUGGAUAGCAAAGAAAAAUUAUCUCUUGAAUUUGAAAAAGGGUACUAUGGAUUCUCAAAAGAUUCAUGUUUUUUGCAAGUGUUUGCAGUUUUAUUAGAAACUUGUAUAUCCAAGGAAUAUAUUCAACAGGGUGAGUAUCUUGUGUUGCAUAAUUUAACAUGCAGUGUGAUCAAUUUUGUGCACAACGCUUUAACAAAUGAUCUUAAAUGGCCUUAUCUUCAAAUUCACUGUAUGUGUUCAUCAUUAAUUAUGACAUCAGUUGCUGUUUUAAUGCAUUACUGCAUUGAACAAUACAAAACAAGUUUUUCUAUGCUUGCUGAUGACCAAAUGUUUUGUGAAAGUUUAAGUCGUGUUCUUCAUGGUGGAAUUUUAACUAUGCAUCAGUUGCUAAUGAGAGAUCCUGCACAGCCAAAUAACUCUAUUCAACUAAGUUACUUUGGAGGAAGAUUUUUGUCAGUUGUGAAUUUUGCUUAUGACGUCAAGGAAAGAAUAUUUAAAAAUCCUAGCACUAUAGAAUUUGUAGACCAAGUCUUACGAGAUUUACAGUUUUAUACGCCACUGUCGGAUGAUGAUUGUAAGAUGAGUGAUAUUUUUGAAGGUACUUAUAGUCAUAAGUUUAACAUAACAAAUUAG